This is a messenger RNA of Osmerus eperlanus (European smelt), 1840 nucleotides long. RefSeq names its product protocadherin-15-like. Gene Ontology annotation, molecular function: calcium ion binding; cadherin binding. Gene Ontology annotation, biological process: sensory perception of sound; inner ear development; multicellular organism development. Gene Ontology annotation, cellular component: plasma membrane; adherens junction; catenin complex. Lineage: Eukaryota; Metazoa; Chordata; Actinopteri; Osmeriformes; Osmeridae. The record is from RefSeq and is a predicted model, not a curated record. The annotation marks the transcript as partial. The transcript is spliced from 13 exons.
GAACGUUGCUGGUGGAGAACAUGCAGAUCCAGGGGCGGUCUGAGGACCCAGACAGAACCAUCUCCCUGUCCCUCAGAGAUAACUACAACAACUGGGUCAUACUGGACCCCGUCAGACAGAGACUCUACCUCAACAGCACUGGACGAGUUCUGGACCGAGAUCCCCCCUCCUACAUCCAGUCCAUCGUGGUGCAGGUGCAGUGCACUAACGAGCUGGUUGGCACGGUGAUCCUCCACGAGGUGCGCAUCGUGGUGCGGGACAAGAACGACAACUCUCCCAGAUUCCAGCAGCCACGCUACUACACUGCCAUCAACGAACUCACCCCAGUGGGCACGACCAUCUUCUCCGGCUUCAGCGGGAACAACGGAGCCACCGACAUUGAUGACGGGCCCAACGGACAGCUCGAAUACACCAUUCUCUACAACCCCAGUGAUCCGACAGCCAACAGGACGUUCGACAUUCCUCUCACCCUGUCUGGUUCGGUGGUGUUGAAAGAGAGACUGAACUACGAAGAUAUCACCCGCUACCUGGUCAUCAUCCAGGCCAACGACCGGGCGCCGUACCCUAACGAGCGUCGCACAGCAACCACGACGCUGACGGUGGACGUUCUGGACGGGGACGACCUGGGCCCCAUGUUCCUGCCCUGCGCCCUGGUGGACAAGACCCGUGACUGCAGCCCUCUCACCUACCGGGCCAACAUCCUGGAGCUAACCGACCCGGUGAACGUGAACCCACUGAACGUGACUCCGCCCAUCCAGGCCGUGGACCAGGACCGGAACAUCCAGCCGCCCUCCAAGAGGCCAGGGAUCCUGUACUCCAUUCUCAUUGGGAAGCCAGAUGCGUACGCCCACUUCUUCUCUCUGAACCGUACCAGCGCAGAGCUGCUGCUACUCAGGCCCAUUGACAGAGAGCUCUACCAGAGAUUCGACCUGGUCAUCAAGGCGGAGCAGGAUAAUGGCCACCCUCUCCCGGCGUUCGCUAACCUGCACAUCGAGGUUCUGGACGAGAACAACCAAGCUCCCUACUUCUUGGAGUCCAGUUACCAUGGCUACAUCACCGAGGCUGCGCCCGUGGGAACCACAGUGUCGACCAAUAGCAGCCUGUCCACAGCCCUGAGUAUCAUCGCCAUGGACAACGACAUAGAGGAGACCAAAGACCCGCGCGUGCUGAUGUCUCUGGACAGCUACCAGGCUGUGUUUACCCUCACCGCCUCUGGGAUCCGUCGCUACCUCAUCCUGCUCAAACCCCUGGACCGGGAGCUGUGUCACAGCUACACCUUCACGAUACUGGCGUCUGAUGGCGUCCAGCAGAGCGCCCCCGUAACCGUGACGAUCACGGUGCUGGACGCCAACGACAACAGCCCCACCUUCACCAAUGUCUCCUACAGUGUCCAGGUCUACACCGACAUGUUGCCCGGGGAAACCGUCUUGCAGCUGUCUGCCAGGGAUGCUGACGAGGGGCCCAAUGGUCAGGUGACCUACCGGAUCCUGGCAGGGGGCCAGGGUCACUUCCUAAUCAACGCCAGUUCUGGGGUCAUCACCGUAGCGCCCGGGGUCAACACGACGGUCGGGAGGUCCUACGCCCUGACGGUGGAGGCCAUGGACAAUGGCCCUCAGGCUGAGAGGAGGAGCUCCAUCACCACCGUCUACAUCGAGGUGCUCCCCCCCAACAACCAGAGCCCCCCUCGUUUCCCCAGCCUCUCCUACACCCUGGAGGUCAGCGAGGCCAUGAGGGCUGGAGCUACUCUGCUCAACCUGCAGGCCAACGACCGUGAAGGAGACCCCAUCACCUACACCAUCCUGAGUGGCGACCCUCACGGAACCUUCCAGCUCAAACAGCA